AUGGGAGACAAAGUGUCCACCGAUGUUAUGCUCACCUUCUACCGAAGGCUGUAUCCAUUCAAACCCAUUUUCCAUUGGCUAAAUCAUUCCCCCACCCCAAGCACUCUCUUCACUAACCGCGAGAUCGCCUUCAACCUUCCGAACGACAGCAUGAUACGGUACAACUCCUUCAAUGACGCUGAAGAGUUCAAACGCAUGGUCUGCAAGUUUAAUCCGACGCGUUUCGAGAUUGGGCCGGUGUAUACAGCUCGGCCCCGCGAUCGCAAAACUGCCGGAAAUGGUUUCGUGCCAACGCAGCGUGAACUCGUCUUUGAUAUCGAUAUGACCGACUACGAUCCCGUUCGCACCUGCUGCACUGAUGCCGGAAUCUGUCAUCGAUGUUGGGCGUUCAUCGCAGCGGCUGUUCGCGUGCUUGACCACACAAUUCGGGACCAAUUCGGAUACGUCCAUCUGCUUUGGGUCUACUCGGGUCGUCGUGGAAUUCAUCUGUGGAUAUCGGACACGGAGGCUAUGGAGUUGACGGACGAUCAGCGCAAGACCAUGGUAGCCUUCUUGACAGUUGUGCCCAAGGACGAGAACAAGAAAUUGAACGUGAGAUACGGGUCAAGGGUAUUGCCUGCGUCUUUGAGGCCGGCCCUGGACGAGCUGGCUAUGGUUUUCACAGAUCUCAUUCUGCGCGACCAAGACUGCUUUGAAACAGAGAAGGGCUGGGAAGCCUUGCUUCGUCUGAUACCAGAACCUCGCGUGGUUGAUGCGCUCCGCUCUCAAUGGGAGUCAUCUGCUCACUCGUCAUCCGAAGAUAAAUGGGCCGAUUUCAAAAAGCAAAUCAAAUCGUUCAAAAAAGAAACUUCACAACGAGCCGCUCUAACCGCUGCUAUGGAAGACAUAAUUCUGCAAUACACCUAUCCACGCUUAGACGAAAACGUGUCGAAGAAGAGAAAUCACUUGCUCAAGGCGCCAUUCUGCGUUCAUCCAAAAACAGGAAGGAUCUGUGUUCCCGUAGACCCACAGAAGAUCGACAAAUUCGACCCACUCAGUGUACCGACCGUGAGCCAGCUCCUGAAUGAACUCGACAAUUCUGCAGGAAUGGAAGGCAUCGAAGGAGAGCAUCACUCAGAUUGGGAACGAACUUCACUGAAGCCUUAUGUUGAGAUGCUCGAGAGACACAACCAACUCAUUCUGGAUGACGCCCUUCGAGAAAAGCGUGCGAAAGGUGCGCUUUUGCACCGCCACAAAGAUGAGAUCGAAUGUCCUGGCGCGUUGGGUCACAUCACGAGAUCCCAAUACGUCAACCAUCACACCAUGUCUCAGGCUGCCUCUCCUGUUCUGAGUCUGUCAUCCAUGUCCAGCACGGCGUCCUCUCACUACAUCUUCCCUACUACACCAAUAUCCCAACACGUUGCCACUCCAAGGCAAAUUCCGGGGCCUUCAACAAAAGCACACUCUCACCGUCCAAUUCACUCCUCUCCGCUUGCCCCCUCAGACCCAUUCAACUCCAGUCCACUCGGGCCAUCAGCCUCGUCACCAAUUUCAGCUGUUCAGGAGCGUAGAAGGAGUCAAUACAAACCUCGUAUACCGAGUCUGCAGCUACCAGGUCUGAGCAGUGGCGGGGGUUCACGGCGGCAGAGCAAGGACCUGGCAUUGGGCGUCGGUUCGCAAUUGGGUGCCGCUGGGGAUGAUUCACAAGCCGCAUUUCUGAGGACGCGGUUCAAGCUACGGUGCAUUGACCGAGCGAGUAAAGCGCGACAAAGGGCGGUACAAAAGAAACGUCAGACGGGCGGGAGCAGUGAAUUUGGCAGUGACGAUGUGGAUAUGGAGAGGGAGAUGCAGUCCGACGAAGAGGACGAUGUCACCAAUGACCAGUUUUUCAAACGUAUCAUGGUCAACACAGAGAACAAAAUCAAGCACGCAUAUGCGUAUUCCUAUGACCGGGAAGUCGGAUCUUUCGACCCCGCUUUGGAAGCGCCUGAAGAAUGGGAGUCAGAGCUAGCUGACCACCUCGAUCCUUCGGAAGCUGCAUCAGCAGAGGAGGAAGCAGAAGACGACGAGGCUCUGGCUGCGUACAUUGCAGAACAAGAGGCAAUUGCAGACUUCGCCGAUAUCCCAGCGGAUGACUUGUUCAACUGGAGCGAUAUUGACGAUGAUCUGCUUCCCAGUACAGAUGCCACUGCCAUGGAUAUCUCGUAGUCACUUCGAUGUCCCUGUUCUAGGGCCAUCCCAUGGUCUUUCGAAGAAAUCAGAUACUUGCUUCAUUUGCGCGAAUUCCUAUCCGAAAACUCAAUCAAUCGCUUUGCUACUGUCGUAUACACAUACUCACUACUUGUAACACUACCCUGUCUGGCUAUAUGAACGACCUUUCCAUAGUCCGAGUAAUCCAGCUCCAACACUGCCACUGAUUGACUUUCAAACCCCGGUUAUUUGAUCCAGUCUUGUCGCUUCAAGCUUGACUGUUUACAUUCCAAUUCAUUAUGCCUUCGCUAGUACUGAACGCUCCAGUUGAGCAGGUCGACAGCCCACAUUCGCUUCUCCCAUUUCUGCAAUCUCAAUCGCAAAACACAAUAACGCGUCUAUACCAGCGACCCUCAUCAUGCCUUUCAGUCUUCCGACUCCUCGCGCCGUUGCAGCAGCAAAUCGUCAUGAACUUGCUUUGGCUGGAUUCCGCAGUACCACUUUCGACCAUGGCAGCCUGGGUCGUCCGCGACGAGAAAAAACGAUAUGACAUCGCGUUGAAACCUCUUUUCGGGCUGCACAUCAUCACGACCUCGCCCAUCAAGCUUGCGCUGAACCCCACAUUCAAGACGAGUUUUCGACAGGCGCUGACAGGGAGCGGAGCCGUAGGGAGCUUUGGAGUGCUGGCGGAGCCGGAUCGCCAGUACGAAACAAUGUCGGUGGAGGAACUGGAUGCGUAUGCGCUCGAGCGAUGGGAGACGGUAUUACACUUUAUGGUGUCCUCGAACACAGGCUCGAGCUCCGUUCGGCCGUCGAAGGAGGUGUUGUACUUGCUUACAAGGAGUGGGCUCAUGGCAAGUCCCAAUGGCUCGAUGCAAAUCACAUCUGCAGGCUUUCAAUUCCUGCUCUAUUCACCGCACGAGCAACUAUGGGAUCUUCUGUUACAGUAUCUGAGGAUGACUGAAGAGCUGGGGAUGGAUCUGGUGGAGGUUUUGAGCUUCUUAUUCAUGCUAUCGACCAUGCAGCUUGGCAAGGAGUACACCACGGAGGGACUCAGCACAACAGAAACAGCGGCCCUCACACAUCAGGCCGUGUUGGACGUCUUGCGUGACUAUGGGCUUCUCUGGCAGCCAAGGCCCUCGUCGAAACGAUUUUAUCCUACAAGACUUGCGACUACACUGACAUCUUCCUCACCUCCAUUACCGUCUUCGGCAGGCUCUGGUCCUCAAGAGGGAUUUAUCGUCCUGGAGACCAACUAUCGAGUGUAUGCUUACACUGAUAAUCCACUUCAGACCGCCGUGCUUAACUUGUUUGUGACACUAAAGUAUCGCUUCCCAAAUCUUGUGGUGGGCUCCAUAACUCGCGAGAGUGUCAAGAAAGCACUCAACAAUGGGAUCACCGCAGAACAGAUAAUCACAUAUCUCAUCGCACAUGCGCAUCCUCAAAUGCACAAAAACAAUCCGCUUCUUCCUAUCACGGUGCAGGAUCAGAUCAGACUGUGGGAGUUGGAAAAGAACCGACUCAAGUCCCAAGAGGGAUACCUGUACACUGCGUUCACAUCUCCAGCCGACUAUGAAUUGGUCCUGAAUUAUGCGAAGCAGAUCGAUGUUGUGCUGUGGGAGAAUGCGACGAAGAGGUGUUUCUUUGCUAGUCUAGACGGCCAUGCGAGUAUCCGAGGGUUCAUCGAGAGAAGGACCGGAGGCAAUUAGAGUCUGAUAGGACAGCUCUCUGUGAUAUGUACAUCCGAUUAUAGAAUCCUGCUAGCACCCGGAAUGCCAAGUAAAGCCCGACCCCCAGCCCAACUCAAACAGACACCAGACAACCCGACAAUCAGCGCCUUCAGUAAUGGAGGGGCGGGUGAGCUGUGCAACAGGAUCUGCAAGCCCACCACGACCAGCGCAUGCACGAGAUAUGCGCCGUAUGCAUAACGAGCGGUGGAUCCCCAUUUCUUGGAGGUCAGCUUCCAGCGAUGGAACCCCGCAAAGAGCGAUGUCCCCAGAAAGUAGAAGCAAAGCUCGCUCCAGAUCGCGUAGAGCAGCGCGAACGGAUUCAUGCCACCCAACAUCAGGCUGAUGCUCGGAGAAAUGGUGUACAGCGCGACCGCCGACAGAAUAGCGACGAGCAAAGUCAGCGCGAGAUCUCUUCCUGGAUGGGGACGAAGAAUGAACUGCUGGAUUUUGGAGAGACACGUGCCAGCGGUGUAGGCCAGCACGUAUUGGGGGGCGUAAGCCAAUUGCACGUUGAGAGGCGGGUACGAGUGCCCCACGGGAUGGGACAAGCGGACCAGGAACGAUGCCACGAUGACGGCGGAGAUGCUCACGAAUGCCGCAGCUCUGAAUGCACCUAGCGAUCGUGGGACCAGAUAGGACAGGGACGGAAGAUACUUUCUGACGGUGACAUACACCAGGUCGAAGACGAGCAGGACAGCAAGGUACCUGGACAAGUUAUAUCGAAAUGGCCGCACAAAUGGUUGUCCACUGGAACGUACCACACUACACCUCUCACACCAUUCAGGUGACGAUAAUACUCUACAAGCGCGGAGAGAACGGGCAGGUGUUGGGACCAUCGCACCAAGAAAAUGGUAAGAGGCUGAACGGACAACCUGUAGACCACAGCUGGAAUUCCCAAACGUUUGAGCUUGUCCAAGACGAACUGUUUCCAUGUCUUGUGGUCGGCAGCGUGGGACGAAAAGUGACCGGACAGGAAGAACAGCAGACCCAUGAAGAAGGACUGGUUCACGACUUGGAACACGGUGAUGACGACAGAGUGGCCCAUGGGGUACUACAAAGGGCACGGCCAAGAUCCAACGCUGCCAUACGGCAUCGAUGCAUGAUGAACGACGACGAGGGCGACGAGAAACGAGCGAAGAUUGUCUGGAAAGUGGAUCCUCGAUCUAGAGAGCAGAGCAGAAAGCUCGUCUACCGUUUCAACAACGGCAGGCAUAUCGGACGAUGUGGUGAACGAAGAUGGCAAGCUGAUAGCUGCGCCGCAGUAUGAUUCCACCUGAUGUCAUGGUAAGAUGGGCCGUCCUCAGCCGAGAGCUCUGUGGCGAGGUGAAUUGGUGCAGUAUACUUCGUGCAAGGGCAGGAGCCGUUGAAGUUCAGGUUGUUUCAAUGUUUUUGCAGUGUACAGUGUAUCAAAAUCACGUAGUGUCACAAAUCGUCACACUACGCGUGCCA
Molecule: messenger RNA, 5348 nt
Organism: Mycena citricolor
Lineage: Eukaryota; Fungi; Basidiomycota; Agaricomycetes; Agaricales; Mycenaceae
Source: the annotation of a GenBank genome assembly